GAGACGAUUUAAUCUUCAAGAGGAGAAAACGACGACGACAUCAUCAUCAUCAUCAUCAUUACAGACUGAGCAGACAGGUCGGCCGGCCAGACCUCAUCAUGCCUUUUGGAAACACACACAACAAGCUGAAGAUGAACUAUUCGGCGGAGCAGGAGUUUCCUGACCUCAGCCAGCACAACAACCACAUGGCUAAGGUUCUCACACCUGAAAUGUACGCCAACCUGAGAGACAAGGAGACUUCCAGCGGAUUCACCCUGGAUGAUGCCAUCCAGACCGGUGUUGACAACCCAGGUCACCCGUUCAUCAUGACUGUAGGCUGCGUCGCUGGGGACGAGGAGACAUAUGAGGUUUUCAAGGACCUGAUGGACCCCGUGAUUGAAGACCGCCACGGAGGAUACAAGCCAUCGGACAACCACAAGACGGACCUGAACCCUGAAAACCUGCAGGGCGGAGAUGAUCUGGAUCCAAACUACGUCCUGAGCUCUCGGGUUCGGACGGGGCGGAGCAUCCGUGGCUUCUGUUUGCCGCCGCACUGCAGUCGCGGAGAGCGCCGUGCCAUCGAGAACCUCUCCGUCCAAAGUCUGGACGUCCUGGACGGUGAGUUGAAGGGGACGUACUACGCUCUGAAGGACAUGACGGAGGACGAGCAGCAGCAGCUGAUCGAUGACCACUUCCUGUUUGAUAAGCCUGUGUCUCCUCUGCUGCUGGCGUCCGGCAUGGCCCGCGACUGGCCCGACGGUCGCGGGAUCUGGCACAACGACAACAAGACUUUCCUGGUUUGGGUGAACGAGGAGGAUCAUCUGAGGGUCAUCAGCAUGCAGAGGGGCGGGGACAUGAAGGAGGUGUUCACCCGCUUCUGCAAUGGACUCACCCAGAUCGAGGCCUUGUUUAAAGAGCGGGGUCACGAGUUCAUGUGGAACGAACACCUGGGCUACAUCCUCACCUGUCCGUCCAACCUGGGGACGGGACUCAGAGCCGGAGUCCACGUCAAACUUCCAAACCUCGGCAAGCACGAGAAGUUUGGAGACGUCCUGAAGAGACUGAGGCUGCAGAAACGUGGCACAGGUGGCGUGGACACAGCGGCGGUGGGCGGAGUCUUUGACAUCUCCAAUGCCGAUCGUUUGGGUUUCUCUGAGGUGGAGCUGGUGCAGAUGGUGGUGGACGGUGUCCACCUGCUGGUGGACAUGGAGAAGUGUCUGGAGGCUGGAGACAUCAUCGAUGAUCUGAUCCCUGAGCAGAAGUGACCUCUGACCAGGCCCCUCGGCCCCACCCCCACACACCCUAACCGAUCAAAGCGUCCUGAAGGACGUGUAGAGUUGACGUCUUCCAGCAACUGAGUGGGUCCUUUAUUUAGCCCCGCCCACACCACAUGAAUAGACCCCACUCACUUUCCCACAGUGCAUCAGGAGGCCGAGUAGAACACAUAUCCCAUCAUGCACUGCUGCGACAGGCGAGCGCGUUUUGUGUCAGUUUGUCCAGCAGGGGGCACAUGUGCAGUGUUUCAUCUUUAAUG
Molecule: messenger RNA, 1513 nt
Organism: Solea senegalensis (Senegalese sole)
Lineage: Eukaryota; Metazoa; Chordata; Actinopteri; Pleuronectiformes; Soleidae
Product: creatine kinase B-type-like
Exons: 8
Coding region: 99-1244 (381 amino acids)
Biological process (GO): phosphocreatine biosynthetic process
Molecular function (GO): creatine kinase activity
Source: RefSeq, a predicted model, not a curated record